UUGGAUAAAUUUUAUAGUUUUUAUUACAAAUUAAUGCAAAUUGGGAAACAACUAUAUGCACCAAAACUUAAAGAAGCAGUGGAAUUAACGUUUAAAAAAAAGUUUCAAGCCCCUGCGUUGGAUGAAAUAUUUCAUGAGUUAAAUCAUUCGUUAGAAGAAACUUUGAGGAGGAGAAAUGAUUUUGAAACUAUGUUGGAUCAUCUGAACACAUUUAAAGCAAAAAAGGACAGCAUUGAUAAAAUUAUUGCAGAAAUGAAGGCACAAAACAAGUUUUCUUUCGACUGGGUAACAGCUUUGGAAGAACUUCAGGAUCAAAAUGUUUUGAAGAUGGAGGAAUUUAAAUCAUUCAUUGAUGACAAGUGCAUCCAGUCUGUAGAACCGGAUUCUCAGUCAAUUAUAAACCUGAAGACAGUCCAGUUUUCCCUUGAAUAUGGAAACUAUUCGAACUUAUAUGAAGUGGAAAUGGCUCUAGUGAAACUCCAAAAUUUUUUUAAGGAAAAGGACGCCCAAAAAAUAUAUCCUGGCAAGGUAGUUAAAGAUUUUAACGAAUCUGUUAUCAGAUUCUGGACGAGACAAAUUAGAACAAACAUUUUGGACAAAAUAAAAGAUCGUUUUGACUGGAACAAGUAUGAAGAUUGGAAAAAUUCUGUAAUCGGGGAAAUAAAUCUCUUGCUAGAAUCUAACCUGGUCAUAGAGAAAGAGACAUAUUUACAUUUCGUGAAACUCAAAUUGCAGCAAAUUAUUUACUUUUCCUUAAAGCAAGGGAAAAUACAAGAUUUGAAGACUUUAAAACUUCAUGAUGAAGGGGACGAGCUGGAGAGACUGAAAAGUGUACUAAGACGUUUGGAAGUGAUUGAUUUAGGGAUUCCACAGAAUAUACUAACCUUGACGGUAGCAGAUGUAAGCAAAUUUCUCCAAGGACUCGAACUAUUAAGUUCUAAUCAUACCUCUCCAGACAGCCUUCACACCGCCUUCGCCUAUUUUACUGAAAGCUUCAAAGAAUUUAUUGCCUCAGCUGGGAAUGAAACCGAAGAAGAGCUAGCUAAUUUUUUCCAAGAUAUUGAAUUGCGUUUAGUAACCGAGUGGGAAAAGGUGACUGGCCUUGCACAACUUCAUGAUUCCCACGGAGCAGAAUUGAAUCACGAUGAUGUGGGAAAGAUCAAUCGAUCAAUUGACGAAUUAUUUAUGAAGAACAUUAAAAAUAAAUCAAAACUCAGCGGGAGGUUUAAGAUUAUCGUACACAAAUGCCUUGGAAGCGUGAAAAGUUUUGGCUUGCAAGAUUUCGAAAAACUCUCAGAAACUUUCACAAAUCAUUUAAAUAAACUUAAGUGUACAGUCGAAGAUACAAUUUCGGAGCUGGAGGAAAUUAUAAUUGACGAGGAAAGACUGUCAGAUAUGAUUAAUAAAAGCAUCGAGACUAAAAAGAUGACCGUGAGCUGCUACAUUCAGGCUUGGGAGAACUUUGAUCAGCCUUGGAAUCAAAUUAUUGCAAAGGAAAGAAAAUAUUUUCGAAAAAUCUUACGAGAAGUUGAAGCAGAAGCGUUUGUAAGAGAAGAUGAAAGUGAUUCUGAAGAAACUGGUUCUGGAGAAAGUGGUUCUGAUGAACAAAGUCAAGUUUUUUCCACGCGGAAACUACUCAAAAAAAUCGAAAAGAAUUGCUCAAGAUUUCACGAUAUAGAUAAAGCGAUCAUGCCUGCUAUUAAACUCACCUGUGAACUUUUCGCAGGCCUACGUAAAAAUAAUGAAGUCGAAAUGAAAUUUUUACUUGCACUCAUUUCUUUAGGUAGAGUUUGCUCAUUUCCUCAAUUUACACAAAUUCUGAAAACGUAUCUGGACGAUGAGAUGAACCUAGUUGGGAUUAAGGAAUUUUGUUAUGAAAAUGUGACAAAUUCAGUUCGCAAAUUAGUUGUAAAAUUUUCAAAAUCCGACUUGAGCAUAGGUGCAAGAAUCAAGAUUUUGGAAGCGUUCAUGGAACCAUCCGAAUCUGGUGGAUUAAUAAAUGUGGGAGACUUUCGCACUUUGUUAUCCAAGACAGAAGAAUAUUUUUUUGGAAAAAUGGUGAAUAAUGAGGAAUCGAGUUUCAAAAUACCCAGCAAUCUAAAAACCUUAACUGACUGGGAAGUAGAAUUUCAGCAUACGUACAUGCAAAAUUUAUUGAGGGAAUUGGUAUCAGAUGUUGAGGAAAGCAAAAGGAGAGAACUUUCCAAAAUGGUAGAUAUUUGGGGUCAGGAAGUAGGAAAAGAAAAUGGCGUCGAAGGCCUAGAAAAAUGGAUGACAUUUAUUUCUAAGCUAGCCGAAGAUUUGUUAGUGCUCCCAAUACCAUUUGACGAUCUUUCAACCCUCCUCUCCAAGUGUAGACAGUUUCCUGUACCCAAACUUAUACAAGUAGUUAAUCAGCAUGUCCCCCAAACUUUGCUGAAAUACAUCUUAGAAGCAGAAAUUGAAGAACUCGUUUCAAGCCAACUAAAUAAGUGGGAAACUUCUGAAGUAAUGAAGCGGCUUGAUUUGUUCAUAAUAUCUGAACAGCAGAUAGUCUGGGAGGAUUUCCUAAAGAAAAUUCUCCACGAAAUUCCCAGCCUUAAAUCGCCCGAACGAUUGAAAUCGUUAUUGAUUGAAACUAUUGAUCCAUAUAAACUGCAUGGAAGUCAGCGUACGUCGGUAAUUUCAAAAUGGAUUCGGCUUCCAGUAGCAAAAUGGAAGCAGCAACUUCAGACUCCUAUAUAUGCGGAAUUGAUCCCUGCUGCAUCUGACACAUUAAUGUCACUUCUGCUGGAGGUGGACGAAAAAUUUUCGACCAAAGAUGCAACCAUGUUUGCAAAAUACUACAAAGAACAUAAGUUGGGACUUAACAAGCUUGAGGAUAUAUUGGGAACAAUUAUCAAGAACGACUUAAUGCUUGACUCAACCGCCGUAAAAAAAAUUAUGGGCGAAAUGGACACAUCCAAAAUUCAGGAAAUACUGGAAAAUUACAAAACAGUCUAUGACAACACAGAACUCAAAAAGACACCUCUGGUUGACGCAAUUAUAACUAAAAACAAAGAUGACAAUAUCCCGUCUCCAGAAAAACAGGAUAAAUUGCGUUCACAAUUGACAGCGGAUCUUCGUGAGAUAUCCCGUCUGUCCAAGGAACCCACAAAGGACAACAAAAAGAAAAUUAAUGAAUGGUCUACACAGGAUAUUAUGACUUGGUUGAAAUCCCUCAAUGAUACCACUGUAUCCCUCAACGAGCCUAAAGUUAGGCAGGAAAUGCUCGCAGUAAUAUCCCAAGGCGCCAAGUUGAUCAAAGGAUAUUGCCCAAGGGACGCUCAACUAGCAACAAUCCUUUCCUUCAUCUACGCCGCCAACGAUGGGAUAGGACGUUUUGGGGAGAUAGCGACUAGUGAGGGGAAAACGCUAAUUUCUGCCGUAUUAGGCAUUACACUCGCUCUAACGAGGAAGAAUAUCUAUAUCAUCUCAAGUUCCGCUGUCUUGGCGGAAGAUGGGUUCCAGAAUAUGAAAAAGUUGUUCGACGUUUUUGGGGUUGAGGUGGGCAACAUAUCUGAUCCGGAUGUGCGCAAAGGAACCCCGAGUUCGGAAAAACAGCUAAGAAAACUGUACAACAUGAGGGUUCUCUAUGGAGAUGCAGGAAGUUUCCAAGCAGAUUACUUGCAUUGUAACCAUCUCGGAAAGGACUACAAGGGAGGGACGGAUGCCGGGUACUUGAUUGAGGACGAAGUUGACUCAAUGCUACUAGACAAAGGUACUAACGUCCUCUACAUUUCUCACACUAUACCAGAACUUAAGUUCCUUCGCAACAUCUUUCUUGAUAUUUGGACUUGUGUGUUAAAGGAUGUCAACAAAUUUGCCAUUUAUCGUUACAUUAUGAUGAAAUAUAUUCGUGUAAAAAGACCGGCCUUUUCAUCAUUCCUGAAAGAAUUUGUAGAACAUAGGACUCCUGUGUGGAUAAAUAACGCUUUUAUAGCCAAGGACAUGAGAAAGAAUGUUCCCUACAUCCUUGCCGACGGAGAGGAAGGAAAAGUAACAAUUGUUGACAAUGAUACAGGCGUAGAACAAAAGCAGACGCAAUAUUCAUACGGCCUUCACCAAUUUCUACAAUUGAAAGAAGGAAACAAGAUCAGCUCAGAGAGUUUGAAAGCGGUGUUUGUAUCGAACGUUGGAUAUUUUUCAAAUUUUAAAGGAAGAAUAUUUGGCAUUACUGGAACCCUUGGGGAAAGUAAUGCAAAACGAAUUUUACAAAAAGUUUAUGAAGUUGAUUUUAUCAAGAUGCCAAGAUUCAGGAAACGACGAUGUGUUCAGCUUCCGCCAAAUUUUUUUAAGAAAAGUGAAGAAAUCAAAUACGAAUCAGCAGUUCUAGAAUCAAUCAAAAAGAGGGGGAAGGAACAACCCAUUUUGUUUAUUUGCGAGAAUGUCAAACAAUGCAAGGAUCUUAAUUCCAAGCUGAAAUCUUUGUUCAUUGAAGACCCCGAUAGUUUAAUCUGUAUCUACGAGUCUGAGGAAUAUGACAAGUUUCUGAAAUUGAUGGAGAAACAUAAAAUAAAACCUGGGACUGUGAUUAUUAGCACAAAUCUGGCUGGGCGGGGGACGGAUAUUAAUCUUUCGGACGAAUGUGACGACAAAGGGCUGCACGUUGUCUUGCUCUACAUUCCCCCAAAUGUCAGAGUUGAGAAGCAAGCCUUCGGUAGAACGGCACGUGCUGGACAAAAUGGCUCAACAGAAUACAUUGUUCUCCUUCAGGAUGAAAUCGCCAUUAAUUUGGAGUCUCAUUUUAGUGAAAUGUUGGCUAGGGAAUCACAAAGGUUGGAACAAGUUGAAAAGAUUCAACUCCCACAAAUAAUCCUGGAGGAAGAGCUAUUUAAAGUUUUUGCCAAGAAAAUGAAACAGAUUAAGGAGAAAUUCGACGACAAGGAAAAAAUCCGUGAUGCGAAAAUACACAUUGUGAAGAAUCGUUGGGCUUUCUGGGUAGAUAGUGUGCAGUCACAACUUCAAAUGCUGCACAUCAACGAGGAAGGAAUGCGAGAAAUUAUUUGGCAAAAGUUCAAUAACUUCUCUGAUGAAUUAGACAGUGUAACACACUCUGAUGCUACACUGUGUCGUUCUCCAUCCGACUUCUUAAAGCUAGCUCAUGCCUACGAGGACGAAGGGAAGUUUGAGCAAUCAGUUAGUCUCUUAACCAAGGGGAUUGAACAGGAGCCGGAAUACAACGAGGCCCUCCAUUAUUACUUAGGUUUGUGUUACCUUAAACAAGAAACGAAAGGAGGCAAAGCCAACUUGGAACUUCGAGAAAAGGCACGCAAGGUUUUGAAGAAGGCCAUGAUGAAAAUAUCUUCAAGGAAAGAUAAAAUGACAGGUGCCUUCACAAACUUCAAAUCACAUCUUGACCAAAUGACGAGUCCAGAUUUCAAACCAAAUUUAAAGGAUUUGGGAAAGCAAAUGGAAACAGAAGUCGAACUAUUAUCCCACCACGAACAAAUGUUUUUGUAUCCGGCUUUGGGAUUUGAAAUUCAGGGAAAUUCCUUCAAAGUGCUGAAAUCUGUUAAACAGGAAGAAGCCGAAAGCAUAGAAAUAUUUGAGGCAUUAUUAAACGAAAAAGAUUUAAUUAAGGGGUUAAGAACUAGCAAGAAAUUUAAUUUGAGAAAAGUCGAACUGAGCGGGGAACCAUUGGAUUUUAAUGAAUUGGGUUUAUCACUUUUUGAGGACAGUUUGAGGGGGAUUUUUCAAGAAAUGACAGAACAAAAUGAAGCAUUGUCUUGGAGAAGCCGACAUUUUGACCAAGCUGCAUUGGGAAAAGGCGUUGUUUCCAAGGACUACAUCAAAGAAAUGAUCAAGGAAGCCAAAAUAGAAAUUUAUAACGAAAAAACGUCCAAACCAGAAAUGCUAUCGUGGUUGGAAGAUGCUAACGAUUAUCAAAUUCUCCAAAUAUUUUAUGAUGAUUCUCGCUUUACAAUGGAAGGAAUUAGCGAAUCAUUUAAACAAUAUCUUGUCACAAUUGGGAAAAUUUUGGGAGAGAAUAACUUAAAAUCAGUGUAUGAACCUGAAUUGGAAAAUCAACUUCAAGAUGAGUUAGAUUGUAGCGCCGCUGUAGCGAAGGAAUUAGUGCAGGAACUGUUGAACAAAAAAUACAUUCUGAAGCAAAAUCAUUUCAAAGGAACGAUUGCAUCGAAUUGCCACUUGAAAUAUUUCAACAAAAAAUUGCACGGCCUUCCAAAAUCUUUACUGAGGUAUGAAUCAGUUCUCACGACGUGGCUUGUUUCCCCAGAUAGCAAAAUUUGUCCACAAAUAGAUACGAAAUCUUUAGACCUUUUACUGCCUGUUUCUGUCGGUGAUGAAUUAACGGAACGUGAAAUUAAUGAUGUCAUCAGUAUUCUAGAAGGUGCUGGUGUCCUCAAGCAACCCAAAGUAAUUUGGUCUCUUCGCACUUGGUUUGGUAAAGAAGAGAACAGGAAAACGGAAAUUGAAAAUAUAUUGGGAUGGAGCCCCGAAACUGGUGAAUCGAACCUAAUCGGGCAGCUGAGGAAGAUCUUUAAGAAGUAUCACAUAAAAGAAUUUGAGGAAAACAAGCAAACUACGUAUCUAGAAAGUACGGCUAGUUUCCUGGGAAGCGUUAUGGAAUGGAAGUUUGAAACCGAGUUUGAAAAAGGCUUUCAAAAAUAUCUGGAAGAAAUUUCGAAUUUUCUUUACGAUUCUGUAGGAAAGCUGAAGACUAUUCCAACGAUCAAGGUAGAUACGUCCUCGCUUGCUUCUUGCUACACUGGUCAAGCAAUUCCGGAAGAGUAUUACGCUUUGGCGGAGGAGGGGUUUGAUCGGGUUCCGGUCCUUAAGGAGAAACUACCAUGGUGGAAUACUGGAGCUGCUAUAGUUGCAGUUUUAGGAGUUUUACAAAUCGCGGCCGGCGUUGCGGUUGCAAUUUUGUCGGCAGGAACAUUAGCAAAUGUUUCCAUGAUGCUGAUAAGUGAGGUUGGAGGAGACUUAAUUUUUGCGGCGCACUCCGCUUGGCAGGGAUCAUUUUCUUGGAAAAGUUAUGGCAUCCAUAAGGCAUUCAGUGUGGCUUGCUCCAUUGCCACGGGUGGAUUGGGAGGUAUAACAGGAGGCUCAUGGGGUACCGUAAUAUUGAUGGAGGUUGGGGAAGAGAUAUGGAAAAAGACGCUAAAGACCGUUGGUCGCUAUGCUCUACAAGCUGUCGGCACGAUCGUGGCAAACAUGACGAUUGAGAAGGUUCUAGAUUGGUUGCGUGGAAAGGUCAUGUGGCGCGCCAAAGUGGCCUUCCAAUUUUGGUCUCAAUCUUAUCAAGUCUACAUGAAAGCAAAGGAACGAUUGCGGGCAAGUUUGAAAUCCGUGUUAGCAGCCAGCUAUAGGACUAAUCAAUUAGAGAGUGCGAUACUAAAUUCUAAAGAAGCCCUUGGCCCAACCGGGACUUCUGAUACCGCGCACACAUUUCAAGUUUCCAUGCGCCGAGUUGCGCAUUUUUACAUGUCUAAAUUGACCGAAAAAAUGAGCUCCGCACUUGGACAAGGAAUUCUGGAAAAACAGGGGAAGGAAAAUUCAACUUACCGGACAGUAACAGAAGAAUCUAAAGAACGUUCGGGAGCUUUAAUUGAAACAUUCAUGAAUACUGUGGACGACCAAGUUGUUGAAGCGGGCCUGGAGAAAUUUCAGUUCGAGAUAGCUGAACCAGCCUUAAAGCAAUUGAGUGCGAAAUGGUUCGAUUCUAAAUGCAGUAAAGGAUUAGCAGCAAGUCUUCCAGGCGGGAGCAAAGCGUCAUCAUCCUACAUGAAACAAUUCAACCAAAUGAGUGUUCCUGCCACCUUGUCAAUGAACACCCGGUUAGGAUUUGACCACGAGAAUAAAGCCAGGAACAAUAUUUGGGAUACGGAAAUUGGUCAAAACAUCAUUACCAGAGUGCAGGAAGCGGACAUUCAAUUUGUCAGGGAGAAAUGCAGCAUUGCGAUUUCCUCUGUUGGAGCGGCCACAUUAAAUUUUGUUCUAUCCGGCGCGAAACCUGAAACGGUUUGGCGUGCGGAGAGAGUUGGUGCUAAUUUUGUAAGAAAAAUCGAUUUCUAGGAUAUUUUGCAAGUAGUCAAGAGCAGUUAAAUUGAAAAGAAAUGUAUUUAAUAUAAGUAUGGAAUAAUAAAUAUUAUC
Molecule: messenger RNA, 8136 nt
Organism: Folsomia candida
Lineage: Eukaryota; Metazoa; Arthropoda; Collembola; Entomobryomorpha; Isotomidae
Exons: 6
Coding region: 34-8058 (2674 amino acids)
Biological process (GO): protein import; protein targeting
Cellular component (GO): membrane
Molecular function (GO): protein binding; ATP binding; ABC-type protein transporter activity
Source: RefSeq, a predicted model, not a curated record